Molecule: messenger RNA, 783 nt
Organism: Ostertagia ostertagi
Lineage: Eukaryota; Metazoa; Nematoda; Chromadorea; Rhabditida; Trichostrongylidae
Source: the annotation of a GenBank genome assembly
CCAGGUGCACUGCCAAAGCGGCCGUAUGUACCACAAGAACCUCUUACACGCGGUCAAAAAGUCAAGCGAUGGUUCCGGAAGUACUUUUUAGAGGGCAACAUACCCAAGUGGCAGAAGAAGCGACGGCUGAGCUCCAGCAUUGCCGGAAAAUCCCACAUGGGAGGAUUUGAUCUUCAUAAAGUACAGGAAAUUCGUCGCGAUGCUCAUUCCGUUCGUCCUCAUGCAGGAAUAUCAUUAAUUAUUUUGAAGACUGUCUGGUGGAUGGUCGCCAUCCGACACAACUUCUUCCAAUGGUAUCCAGACUAUUGGCACAUGCCAGUGACAAUGAUUCUUGGAUCGUUUGUUGGAGGGAUGACAUCAGAAGGAAGUGGUGCGGUAGCUUUUCCUGUCAUGACGUUGGCACUUCAUAUUGCACCAUCGAUAGCCAGAGAUUUCUCGCUUAUGAUCCAGUCAUGCGGUAUGACAUCAGCGCUUAUGUGUGUGAUGUUUAUGAAGAUCGAUCCACUUUUCAAUGGGCCACAAAAGAAGAUGAUGUUCGUGGCUAUCUGGACGGCGUUCGCUAUCGCACUUGGAAUUCUGAACUCCCAAAAGAGACGAAAGACCUACAAAGAAAUCCCCGACUUUUGCACAUGGAAGGCCAUAGUGCUGUUCAUCACCGGAUUCGUUGGAGGAGUUUUCGACGCCUUCGCCGGUUCGGGUGUGGAUAUUUGCAUUUUCUCUAUUAUAACGCUGUUAUUCCGUGUCACCGAAAAGACGGCGACGCCUACAACUGUUGUUUUGAAA